CACAGAGACACACUCAAUUCCUUUAAAUACUCCAUUAGUAGUACCCACAGCACUCACAAUUUCAGUUUUAUAUCUUCUUUCGCAUUUCGCUUUGGCCAUGCCUCCAAUUUUCCUUCAAUGGCUUAGUCUAGUUGCGAUGGUUUUGCUUCAAUCCAUAAAUGGAACUAACUCAAAUUUCCCGGCUUACUCAUCCCAACUCAAGCAUCUCCUCUCCAUGUCACAAAUUCAGCUCAAUAACCUUGCCUUUGCCUCUGAUGCCGGUAAGUUGUUCGGGUGGCUUUCAGGCAUAGCUGCCAAUUACCUGCCCAUGUGGCUGGUCCUUAUCCUCGGUUCAUCUCUCGGGCUGGUUGGUUAUGGAGUGCAAUAUCUCCUCCUCAUAGGCCGUGUCUCCAACUUGCCAUAUGGUGCCAUUUUCUUCCUCGCUAUGCUAGCAGGAAAUAGCAUUUGUUGGAUCAACACCGUUUGCUACCUCGUUGCCAUUAGAAACUUCCCCCUCGACGGCCAACUCGUCAUAGGAUUGACAGGUAGCUACCAGGGAUUAAGUGCAAAAAUCUAUACAGAUAUUGUGGAUGUCAUCUACCCUUCUUCAGACGUGAAGAGAGCCAGAGCCUAUCUUUUACUUAGCUCUAUCUUACCCCUCAUAGUUAGUGUCAUAAAUGCACCAUUAGUUAGAGUUAUUAAAGUUAUGAAGACAAAGAGGGCCAAAGAUGCAUUUAUAUUCAUUCUUGUCAUAACAAUAGCCACAGGAGCCUUUGCUGUCAUGGGCAGUAUAGGAUCAACAUCAAGCUUGUUAUCACCAUUUGCUAGUGCUGUUGGAAUGCUAACGUUGCUAUUAGCCCCACUUUUAAUCCCCUUAGGUUUGGGACUAAGACAUCAAAUUAAGCAACUUGCAGAGGAAAAAGUUCAUAUAGAGGAGAUUAAUAAUGUUUCUAUGGACAAAAUGGAGAGUGGGGUGAAAUUAGAUAUCAGUGAAAUCAUAAGUGAGAGCCCAAGUGAAAGUUUCGAGUUAAGUUUUAGUUCUACUAGUGAAGAAUUUAAUGGAGAGAUAAGAGAAAGCAAUAAUGGAGAUGAUAGGAUAAGUGAAACAAACGAGGUAAUUAGUGUGAUAGAGGAGAUCGGUGUGAAGGUGAUGCUAAGGAGAUUGAACUUUUGGUUAUAUUUCUUUGUUUAUCUUUUCGGUGUUACACUGGCCUUGGUUUUCUUCAACAACUUAGGACAAAUAGCUGAAUCUCGAGGGCGUUCAGCUUCGUCUCUUGUUUCAUUAUCUUCUUCGUUUGGUUUCUUUGGCCGUCUCGUACCAUCAAUCGUGGAAUACUUUGUCUCAAGGAGAAAAUACAUGAUAUCGAGACCAGCAUUUGUGGUGGCAUUAAUGGCACCAACAGGAGCAGCCUUCUUCUUAUUACUUGCCAACGACACCAGCGUACUAUGGCUUUAUAUUAGCACCGCCAUUAUAGGAGUGUGUUCGGGGGCAAUUACUACCAUAUCUGUAUCUUUAACGACGGAACUGUUCGGGACCAAAAAUUUUGGCGUCAACCAUAAUGUUUUGGUGGUCAAUAUUCCCAUCGGAUCCUUACUCUUUGGUUACCUAGCAGCUGUUGUUUAUCACAAAGAAGGAAAUGCAGAGGGGAAAUGCUUUGGCAUGAAAUGCUACAGAAAGACCUUUAGUUUGUGGGGUACGCUUUGUUUUAUUGGAACCUUCCUCGCUUUAAUCCUUUACGCUCGUACCCGAAAGUUUUACAACUCGAAAAGAUCAUAGGGUAAUAGAAACUAAUUAUAUUUUAUUAUUACAGGGUUAGAUUUAACUUGCUAAUUAUUUUUGUAUUUGUGUUUAACUUUAAAAGAAAUAAAUAAAUAAAAUUAUGAAUUUCA
Gossypium raimondii (Peruvian cotton) is the source of this 1869-nucleotide messenger RNA. Its product is annotated as protein NUCLEAR FUSION DEFECTIVE 4. Lineage: Eukaryota; Viridiplantae; Streptophyta; Magnoliopsida; Malvales; Malvaceae. Bases 98 to 1756 code for a protein of 552 amino acids. Gene Ontology annotation, cellular component: membrane. Gene Ontology annotation, molecular function: transmembrane transporter activity. The transcript is spliced from 2 exons. The record is from RefSeq and is a predicted model, not a curated record.